Molecule: messenger RNA, 384 nt
Organism: Colletes gigas
Lineage: Eukaryota; Metazoa; Arthropoda; Insecta; Hymenoptera; Colletidae
Gene: Tim9a
Product: mitochondrial import inner membrane translocase subunit Tim9
Exons: 2
Coding region: 126-383 (85 amino acids)
Source: RefSeq, a predicted model, not a curated record
GUAUAAAUCUAUUCUAACCUUAAAAUUAUUCACGUCAAAGUUCCUUUAGCGACGCAAGGUGUAUCGGUAAUUUGUGCCUGAAUAUAAAGGUUUUUACUAUAAAUAAAACCAGUAGUGUAAUUGCAAUGCAGGCGCCGACAAAAGUGGAUUCUAACCAGAUUAAAGCCUUUCGAGAAUUCCUGACAUCUUAUAACAAAUUAUCAGAAAUUUGUUUUGUUGACUGCAUAAAUGAUUUUACUGCUCGGGAUAUCAAGCCACAGGAGGAUAAGUGUGCCCUAAAUUGUAUGGAAAAGUACUUGAAGAUGAACCAACGAAUAUCUGAACGAUUUCAAGAAUAUCAAAUAAUUACUAAUAAGAAUGUAUUAACGGCUAACAAAAAAUGAA